AUGCCUCUCAAGCUCUACGCCAACUUCAUUAGCCAGCCAUCUCGGACCGUGAUCUGGGUGCUCAAGGUCAAGAACGUUGACUUUCACCUUGUGGAGAUGAACCCAGGCACGGAUUUCUUCAAGACCGAUGAGUUCAAGGCCUUGAACCCCAAUCGCCUCGUCCCGGUCAUGAAAGACGACGACUACGUGCUGACGGAAGGGAUGGCCAUCCUGAUGUACCUGAGCGACAAGUUCGACUGGACGGGUCCAAAAGACCUCUAUCCAAAAGACAUCAAGGUGCGGGCCAGGAUCAACGAGUUCCUGCACUGGCAUCACACCAACACGCGACUCUUCACGCUCAACAUCUUCCGCCCGGCAACUGCCAAGAAAAGCAAUAGCGCGACGGACAAAGAUUUAGAAGCUCUAGACGGCAUGGAUGCUCUCAUCGAGAGGGUGUUUGGCCUACUCGAGGGGUUCUUGUUUUCCAAGUACCCCAAGGUGGCAGCUUGGAUCGGUCGGAUGAAAAAGACCGCGCAUAAUGAAGAAGUUCACAAGACGCUGGAGGGCUACAUUGCUAAGCACGGUCUACAAAACUUUCAUGCGUAG
Messenger RNA from Hyaloperonospora brassicae, 585 nucleotides. Lineage: Eukaryota; Oomycota; Peronosporomycetes; Peronosporales; Peronosporaceae. The record is from the annotation of a GenBank genome assembly.